AUGGCGGAUUCCCUAGGAUCGACGAUGGAAAAGCUAAGCCUGAGCUCUCGCGAUAUUGACCCUGCGGCUUAUAAAGCCCGGUUGGAAGGCGAGGCCAAUGGCUCUAUCGCCAGCCAACCUCGCAAAAGAGCUCGACAAAACGAACAGGAGCUCCUCGACGAGCUGGAAAAGGAAUUCCUUGAACCAUCAGAGCAAUUCGGUACUAGAUGGCUAAAUGCAUUGCAAAAGCGAUGGGAAGUUUCCACAGACCAUACAGACCUCUUUGAAAUUGCGCCGACCGGCUCACGAACUGUCACUCGAUUCACACGAGAAGGAUUAGAAGGACGUGUCACGGGCUACCAUGAAGUCACGGUCCCAGCUGCAAGCGCAACCGCUAAGAAUUCGACUUCUCUGCUGCGACGUCCUGCUGGCCGCGCCGACUUUGUCAGAGGAGCGGCAGGAUUCUUCCCAUUUGCGCCAGGAGGUCUGGAAGGCGUUGAUGCCAUCGCAGCUCUGGAAUCAGAAGAACAGGACACAGAGCAAGCACGCAAUGACAAGCAACCAGGACUCGACCGUAUCAUCAACUUUGGAACUGAAGGAGGCCUCUUGACGAUACCUCCUGGCUUCGAUCGCGGCCUCAAUUUCGACCAGAUCAAGCAAAAGGACACCCAGGGUGACCAGGAAGUCGAGACAGCCCUCCAGGAGGAAAGUGACCUGAAGGCAGCCCAAUCAGAGGAAAAGCCGGAUCAAGAGUCAGCUGCAAAGGCUGCCGUGGAAGUUGGUGACAGCGACGAUGAGGAUGAAAAAGAUAUUGAGGAUAUUGACGCCUUACUCCCCGUUGAAUUCCCAGCGCUUGAACCACGCAGCCAGUUGCUCGCAGGCGUUCAGAAGCACAAAGGCAGAGAAUGGGCCCAUGUCGUUGAUGUCAAUAAGGAAGUUACCAAUUUCCAUGAGUUGGUACCGGACAUGGCCCGAGAAUGGCCCUUCGAGCUGGAUACCUUCCAGAAGGAGGCCGUGUACCAUCUUGAAAGUGGUGAUUCAGUCUUUGUUGCCGCUCACACAUCAGCAGGUAAAACUGUGGUGGCCGAGUAUGCUAUUGCCUUGGCUUCCAAGCACAUGACAAAGGCAAUUUACACGUCUCCUAUCAAGGCGCUGAGCAACCAGAAAUACCGUGAUUUCAGAACCGAAUUCGACGAUGUUGGUAUCUUGACUGGUGAUGUCCAGAUCAAUCCGGAAGCCAGCUGCCUUAUUAUGACCACUGAGAUUCUGCGGAGUAUGCUGUACCGAGGCGCCGAUCUCAUCCGAGAUGUUGAGUUCGUCAUUUUCGACGAAGUCCAUUAUGUCAACGAUCUCGAAAGAGGAGUCGUUUGGGAGGAAGUCAUCAUCAUGCUUCCUGAACAUGUGACACUGAUUCUGCUCUCGGCAACGGUCCCCAACACCCAAGAAUUUGCCUCGUGGGUCGGCCGCACAAAGAAGAAGGACAUAUAUGUGAUUUCCACUCAUAAGCGACCUGUGCCUCUAGAACACUAUCUUUGGGCUGGAAAGAGCAAGCACAAGAUCGUCGACUCCAAUAAACGAUUCCUCGAAAGCGGUUGGAAGGAGGCAAACGAUAUUUUGUCCGGCAAAGAUAAAGCAAUGGCUAAGAAGGAGGCUGAGGCCCAGGCACAAUCUUCACAGGCUAGAGGAGGAGGCCCUCAAGCUCAAGGUCGUGGCCGUGGGGGUGGUCGCGGAGGCCCACAGCGUGGAGGACCCCCUCAGCGAGGUCGAGGAGGUGGACCCAAUCGCGGAGGACCCAAUCGCGGAGGGCAGUACGCCAAUCGGGGAACCGGUAACAUCGCUCGCACGGGUCGUGGUGGUGGUAGAACAAGUGCUGCCCAGGACAAAAACACUUGGGUGCAUCUUGUCUCGCAUCUUCGCCAAGAAGACUUGUUGCCCGGAUGUGUGUUCGUCUUCUCCAAGAAGCGAUGUGAAGAAAACGCAGAUUCCUUAUCUAACCAGGACUUCAACAAUGCCACCGAGAAGAGCUUGACACACAUGUUCAUUGAGAAAUCCCUCACUCGACUGAAGCCUGAAGACCGCACUCUUCCGCAGAUCUUGCGCCUCCGUGAGCUUCUGAGCAGAGGUAUUGCCGUGCACCAUGGUGGUCUUUUGCCCAUUAUGAAGGAGGUCGUGGAAAUCUUGUUUGCUAGGUCCCUGGUCAAAGUUCUUUUCGCCACGGAGACCUUCGCCAUGGGUCUGAAUCUUCCCACUCGAACAGUUGUGUUUUCUGGAUUCCGGAAGCACGACGGAAAGGGCUUCCGUGACCUUCUUCCCGGAGAGUACACGCAAAUGGCUGGUCGUGCAGGCCGCAGAGGUCUCGACUCGGUCGGAUAUGUGAUCGUAUCAAACAGUGGAAAAGACGAGGCACCGCCUGCUGGGGCGUUGAAACAGAUGAUCCUGGGUGACCCAACCAAGUUGAGGUCUCAGUUCCGACUCACGUACAACAUGAUCCUGAACUUGCUGCGUGUAGAAGCCCUCAAGAUCGAAGAAAUGAUUAAGCGGAGUUUCAGCGAGAACGCUACACAAGCUCUCUUGCCAGAGCAUGAGAUGAAGGUUCAGUUGUCCGAAGCCAGUCUGGACAAAAUCAAACGUGAGCCAUGUGAAAUCUGCGAUGUGGAUUUGCAGGCUUGCCUCGAAGCUGCGAUGGAGUACCGCAAACUCACCACCGAGUUCCAUACUCAGCUUCUGUCAUCCCCCAUUGGCAAGCGCCUGUUCACGAUGAAGAGGCUGGUUGUUUUCCGACAGGAGAAUGGCCUUCGCACGGCAGGUAUCAUUGUUCGCGAUGGAAUCUCUGGCGGCAUGGGUGGACUCCCCCCUUCCGUUCACAUUCUAGAGAUUGGUACAUUGAGUGACAAGCGUCACCCAACUGAUAUCCUCCCCUUCCUACCCCACAUGCGACCUUUGUUCCAACAGCUCCCCACCACCGCCACAGAUAUGAGUCUUCGCUCGGUUAAAAUCCCGCUGGCCGAUAUCGAGUGCGUUACAGGCACACAAGUCAGAUUCAACGGACCUAUCUGGUACCUGAACAUCAGGAAAGAAUCUAUCAAGUGGGCCGAGAAAGAAUUGCCUCAAUACACCAAGUCGUGGGUUGAUCCUAUCUGGGAGGAGGUGGACUGGCAGCGUCUGAAAGAACUGCAAGUCCGUGAAAUCAUGGAGAAAAGACAGGUCCAGGCAGACAUCGUCCAGUCGGCUCACUGCUUGCAGUGCCCUAACUUUGCGAAACACUUUGAAAUGCAACACGACCAAUGGCAAAUCAAGGAGAACAUCACUCAGUUGAAACAAUUGAUGUCCGACCAAAAUCUUCAACUCCUUCCUGAUUACGAGCAACGAAUCCAGGUGUUGAAAGAGCUUGGAUUCGUCGAUGAUCAAUCCCGUGUUCAAUUGAAGGGCAAGGUGGCAUGCGAGAUCCAUUCCGCCGACGAAUUGGUCCUGACCGAACUGGUUCUUGAAAAUGUCCUUGCGGAAUACGAACCAGAGGAGAUCGUUGCACUUCUUUCGGCAUUUGUCUUCCAAGAAAAGACUGAGAGUGUCCCCACUCUUACUCCUCGCCUCGAGAAGGGUACGAAGGAGAUCAUCGCCAUCGCCGAGAAGGUGAACAAUUUCCAGAUCCAGCACCAGGUUAUUCAGUCCAGUGAAGAUUCCAACGACUUCGCCAGUAAGCCACGCUUUGGCCUUGCCGAAGUUGUCUACGAGUGGGCAAAGGGCAUGUCUUUCAACCGCAUCACAGAUCUCACCGAUGUUAUGGAGGGUACUAUUGUUCGGGUGAUCAACCGCUUGGACGAGACUUGCCGCGAAGUGAAGAAUGCGGCUAAACUGGUCGGCGACCCUACACUCCACCUCAAGAUGCAACAGGCUCAGGAUUUGAUCAAGCGCGAUGUCAUCUUUGCAGCUUCUCUGUACAUGUGA
Molecule: messenger RNA, 3924 nt
Organism: Penicillium brevicompactum
Lineage: Eukaryota; Fungi; Ascomycota; Eurotiomycetes; Eurotiales; Aspergillaceae
Product: SKI complex RNA helicase subunit SKI2
Exons: 5
Coding region: 1-3924 (1307 amino acids)
Biological process (GO): nuclear-transcribed mRNA catabolic process, 3'-5' exonucleolytic nonsense-mediated decay
Cellular component (GO): Ski complex
Molecular function (GO): RNA helicase activity; ATP binding; RNA binding
Source: RefSeq, a predicted model, not a curated record